UAUCAAACUGCUUCUCCACUCAUUAGCCUUGAGUACUCCAACCGCUGGGAUCCAAUGACCGAUGAGAGGAGCAGUAUCGGGUCAUCUCAAGAGGCUCCUCAGAUCUAUAGGUUUAACUUGGAGGAGAUAGAAUGUGCUACUCAGUACUUUUCGGAGGUGAAUUUACUUAGCAAGAAAAGCAGCUUUGCGGCAACAUACAAGGGGAUACUACACGAUGGAACGGAGGUUGCAGUGAAGAGGAUCAACAAGACUAGUUGCAAGUCAGAGGAAGCUGAGUUUCUCAUGGGUUUGAAGGCAUUGACAUUGCUAAGGCAUGAGAACCUAGUUGGAUUAAGGGGCUUCUGUUAUUCAAGAGCAAGAGGAGAGUGUUUCCUCAUUUAUGAUUUUGUUGCAAAUGGGAGUUUGUCGGAAUAUCUAGAUGUCAAAUGCGAUGAGAUUCACAAGGUCCUUGAUUGGUCUGUAAGAGUUUGUAUCAUCAAAGGCAUUGCUAAAGGUAUUCUACUUGACCUAUAUGACUAUUUAUUUUCCUUCUCAGAUAGCUAUCAUAAUGAAUAUACUACUGUAACAACAACAGCAACAAACAUUGAUCAUUUAAGAUGGAAUUUCAUCUUGUCAUUUAACUACAUUUGCACUUUGCCUUGA
This is a messenger RNA of Zingiber officinale, 642 nucleotides long. RefSeq names its product cysteine-rich receptor-like protein kinase 37. The record is from RefSeq and is a predicted model, not a curated record. The transcript has a single exon. Bases 55 to 642 code for a protein of 195 amino acids. Lineage: Eukaryota; Viridiplantae; Streptophyta; Magnoliopsida; Zingiberales; Zingiberaceae. Gene Ontology annotation, cellular component: membrane. Gene Ontology annotation, biological process: protein phosphorylation. Gene Ontology annotation, molecular function: protein kinase activity; ATP binding.